Molecule: messenger RNA, 759 nt
Organism: Schistosoma rodhaini
Lineage: Eukaryota; Metazoa; Platyhelminthes; Trematoda; Strigeidida; Schistosomatidae
Source: the annotation of a GenBank genome assembly
AUGGGUUGUGCAAAUAGAGGGUUAUAUCAGUUGCUUUGGGUUCCAUUUCCCUUAUUUGUAGUAGCUGGUGUAUCUUUGUCGUUGUUUGGCUUAAUUAUUUGCUUCCUGAUAUCAACAUACAAUAGUUUCGAUGAGGUUACAGAGUCUGUGUGUGGGGUAUCCAAUUUUGUUCCAUCUAUCAGUGCUGUUACUGGGAUUAAACCCCAAAUAUACCUAUGGCGCUUCACAGUUGGGCUUCAUAGUGCACCACGUCUACUCCUUGCGUUUAUAUAUCUUCGAUACCAUAUGUCUUAUCAGAAAAUGUUCACCCAGUCAUUGAUUUAUAAAAUGCUGACUGUGGCUGCAUUCUGCCUCAACCUUUUGGAUGUGGGCUCAUUUGUGGGGGUGGCUUUUAUAUCUAACCAAGAGAAUUAUCCUCUCCAUGAACAUUUGUUCAUUGUUUUCCUAUUCGCUUCAACUGCCUACAUGGUAGUCACUCUAGCGGUUCAUCGGAUUAUAGGAAUCACUUCUUGCACUCCGAGAUUUGGAUAUUCUUUUAACCUGAAGCUCCUGUUUUUUGGACUAGAUGUUUGCUUAAUCCUCUUGUUAGUCCACCAGUUCUACAACCAUAGGUUCACCUGUAAGGCAAAUGCAUUCAGUUGGUUUUCAGCUAGUGAAUAUGGUAUUGCGAUUGCUAAUAUGGGAUUUCACCUAACAGCCGCAUAUGACUUUCAGGAUGUGGCUUUAACAACCGUAACUUUUAAACCUUCUACUGAAUAG